Colletotrichum karsti is the source of this 3012-nucleotide messenger RNA. RefSeq names its product C2H2 finger domain transcription factor. Gene Ontology annotation, molecular function: zinc ion binding; RNA polymerase II cis-regulatory region sequence-specific DNA binding; DNA-binding transcription factor activity, RNA polymerase II-specific. Bases 1 to 3012 code for a protein of 1003 amino acids. The record is from RefSeq and is a predicted model, not a curated record. The transcript is spliced from 3 exons. NCBI's taxonomy places the organism in Eukaryota, Fungi, Ascomycota, Sordariomycetes, Glomerellales, Glomerellaceae. Gene Ontology annotation, biological process: regulation of transcription by RNA polymerase II; DNA-templated transcription. Gene Ontology annotation, cellular component: chromatin.
AUGGAGGACUCUCAGACCGCUACAACUGGCAUCGCCAACUAUCGUCACAACUCUGAGAGCUCAGACGGUUACCUAGGUGAAGAGAAGUCCUUUGUAUGCCCUCAACAAGGCUGUAACAAGCGCUUCACCCGGGCAGAGCAUAUGCAACGCCAUGCUCUGAAUCAUCAGCCUGGUGGUUUGACCUGCGAUAUCUGUCGCGCUCACUUCAAGCGGCCAGAUCUUUUGAAACGGCAUAUGGACCGGCACCGCCAAAAGGAUCUCGAAGCAGGCGGACCCGGUUGCGGUGUCUUAGACACGAGAAAAAGAUCUUGGAAAGCCCCAGACGGCUCCGUCGUCGAGAAACGGCCCUGCACGCAUCCUCCCGGCCGGGGUAGAGCCCCAGGGCGCGCUCGUCAGCAAACAACACAAGUACCCUCACCAGAACCGGAACCGACAGACGCGGAUCAAAGCGUCUCGUCUUUCGACCCGGCGUUAGAGCAGGACUUCUCGGGAGGAAGCAUCUCGCCGGAGAUUCACAGGCGCCAUACCGUCGAUUUCCGCCCCGGGAGCUUCGACUCCAACCAGUCCUACCCCUUCGACCACGGCAACAUCCUGAACGCCUCCGAGACCGUCAACAACUUCGCGGGAUUCCCGCCUGCGCUCCAGUUUCACGAUUUCGGCGCGGCGGAUAACAAUUUCGAUAUCGAUUCCGGCCAGCCGAUCAACUGGGGCGACCCGUUUGCGAGCGAGCAGCUGGACUAUGACCAGAUAUUCCAGCCGGACACCGCGAGCUCGUUUAAUAUGCCUUACACCACCGCCCUAGACUACAACUGGCUCUUUAACAUGCAAGACACCGCCUCGCCCGUCAUCUCAUCCAAGACAUCCGACCAGAACUACGACCCCCGCCUCCUCGACAACUCCGCCAUCACCAAGACGCAGACCAACAACAUCGCCAUCACGCCGGAAUCCAUCAAGAGCGCCCAGCUGUGGUCGGAGCCGAUGGACGUGGCUCCGCACGACACCGGCGCGCAGGACAAGCCGCCGAGCUACAGCACCAUAAUGCAGUCCGCGCCGCAGGAGGCGCCGGUCAGGAGGCCUCCUCCGCGGAACUCUGCCGAGAGGAACGCGGAGCUGGCGGCCUCGCGAAGACCGGCGGAGGCGACGGUGGCGACGGCUCGUAAGCGCAUUGCCGUGAGCAGACCGGCACCGAUCCUCGAGCCGGAGCGGCCCCUGUCGUCGUUGAGAAAGCCUCUCAACACUCCUACCGUUGACGACAAGGCCCGCGAGAGACUAUUGAACACCAUCGAAGCGGCCAAGCCGUGCCUACCAGAUCAAAGAUACACCCUUUCGGAACACCCACUGCUCUCCGCUGAAUCUCUGAACUCUUACCUUGACCUCUUCUUCAGCCGCUUCAACACAGCCUACCCUCUCAUGCACCUUGAAACAUUCAACUGUGCAGAGACUGAGCCGCUUCUACUAUUAUCCAUCUUACUGCUCGGGGCAACUUACUCGAGCAAAGACUGCCAUCAGUUAGCUGUGUGCAUACACGACGUUAUCCGGCCCAGCAUCUUCGCCCACGCUGGGUUCUCGCCUCGACCUGAAUUGUGGACGUUGCAGACCAUCUUGUUAGUGGAAUGCUUUGGCAAGUCUCGUGCGGGGCAGAAGCAGCACGACAUGAGCCACCUCUUCCACGGUCUUUUGAUCAAUCUCAUUAGAAGAUCUGACUGUCAGUCGGUUCGGCCGCCUGGGCCUCCUCCGGUUGGUGCGGAUGAUAGUCCUGCGGCUCUUGACAAGGUGUGGAGGAAGUGGGCCGAGGCCGAGCAGAAGAAGAGGCUUGCUUUGCUCUGCUUCAUGUGGGAUACCCAGCACGCAGUCCUAUUUUGUCAGAGCCUCUGCAUGUCAGCAUUCGAACUACGGUUGGAACUCCCCUGCAACCAGAGUAUCUGGGAAGCACGAGACGCCUCGUCGUGGGCGUCGGCGUGGAGGUCCAGCAUCAACGACCAGAGAACAUUCUACCUUCCCGUUCUCAAGGCUUACCUCAUGCCGUCGGGGCCACGAACACACGGCCUCAGUGGGUUCUCCCGCAUUCUCGUACUUCACGGUCUCAUGUCUGUUGCCUGGGACAUGGGACGCCGCGACCAGACCGCACUCGGCGUGAUUUCCGGCGAGAGCCCGGGUCCAGGCUCGGGCUGGCGGAAGACGCUCAGCUCGGCCUACGACGCUUGGAGAUACGAUUUCGACUGGUACUGCAACAACUUCUUCGCCCAGAUGCCGCGGGCGCCCCCCUCGCCGGAUGACGAGAUCCGGAAGACGGAGUUUGAGUCUUUCACGGCUGCGUACAAGGCUCUGUAUCACUCCGCGCAGGCCCUGCUCAAUAUGGACUUCCUGGACGUGCAGAUAUACGCCGGAGCACGACAUAUCCUGGGCCGGCCGGUUCAGCAGAAGGAUUACAUGCGAUCUGCGCAGGUCGUCAAGAGGUGGGCCGUGGCGACAGGGAAUGGGCAGGGAGAGGGCAAUGGCGCGAGGCAAGAUCGAGGGGACGCCGCCGCCGCGGAACAAGGGAAGCAGUCGGCGUCGACGGCGGCGUGGCACGCGGCGCAGAUGCUGCGGGAGACGAAGAAGACGCUCAGUGGCACGGAGGCGAUGAAUCUCUUCCACGUGCCGUGGUGCCUCUACCUGGCGACCCUGACGUGCUGGGCGUUCCACCACGCGAGGCCGAACCGGAACUACAGCGUGCCUGCGCGCCGAAACUUUGACGCGAUGGGAGACUUUGACGAGGACGAGGAUGGGGAGGAGGACGAGAUGAUUUGGGACCCGCAGGGGGAGAUGGACGCUCUGGUGGCGAGCAUGUCGGAGCGGGUUGAGCGGAAUGAUAUGACUUUGAGGAGGGAGAAGAGACGUACGAAUGGUUUGGUAUGGAUUAUGGCGGAUAUUCUGACGACGGUUCGGUGGGGGAUUGUGCAUGCUGGCGUUGUGGUUCUGAGGGGGCUCGUGCCUCAGAGACUUAUCAACCAGUAUGAAGAGGCCGUCUAG